GAUACAUCAUCACGUGUGCUAUCGUUCGUUCGUUCGUUCGUUCAUUUGUUGUUGCGCGGGAGGAGGCUGCGCUAUCAUCCCUGUGUUUAGUGUGUGUCGCGUGUGGGGAUCGCGGAUCCCACCGACCGGCGGCAGGAGCUCUCUUCACGCUUCACUCAUCGUGCUCCUUCUCCUCUUUCUUUCUCAUCAUCGUCUCUCUCUCUCUCUCUCUCUUUCUCUCGCUGUAAAGUCGUCCUUCGAGUCGGACAGCCGACGAAACGCGCGCAUUCGGCCAGCUGGCGCAUAAGAAUUUUGUCUCGAGCCUCGUCUCUCUCUCUCUCUCUCUCUCUCUCUCGACAUUGUCAGUCCGUCCGUCCGCGCCCGUCGUUUCCUACUUCGCGCUCCUUUCCACCCUCCUGCCGUCCACCUGCCAGCCGGCGUGGCGCGCAUGCUUCGUUUAAAGGGAUGUAUCGAUAUUGAACGUCAGCUCGGCGAGUCUCCUCGAGCGCGAACGCGGAUUCUCGCGCGCCGCAACGACCGCUCGUCGUUGAGCGCAUGUGAAACGCAUGUGAAUCUCAAUCCCGUACGGUCUCAUUGAUGAGAGAUCACGGACCGUGGGGACUGAUCUUGCACCGACGAUCGUCAGAGACACGCACGCGCGGUGCUGCUACUAAUUGGAUCCUCCGGCGGGAUCUAAUCGGUAGAGAAGACGCUUUCGAUGCUCAGGCCGAUCGGAGCCGGUGCUUCGUGGCCCAGCGAACGACUCUCUUCUUGACGACAAUUCUCUCGGAGAAGCCGUCUUCCCCGACAACGACGACGACGACGACGACGACGACGACGACGACGACGACGACAAUUCUCUUCCGGUCCUCGCGAGCCUUUCUCUUCCGUCUUCUGCUCCUCCUUCGCGGCCCGCACGCGCGGUCUCCGCGGGAUGCGCGCGAUCAGCGGUCGCCCGACCUGCAACGGCCGCCCGAUUGAAUGAAGCGCGAGCCCCUAGCGCCGCUGAUUGUACGCGCGAUGCGUACCGUCGAGAACAGCACCGGCAGCACGGAAGCGACCGGCGCCGCAGCGCACCACCAUCACCAGCAGCAGCACCACCAUCAUCAUCACCACCACCAUCAUCACCACCGCGGCCCCGCCGACGUCGUUGCCGUCGCCACCGCUACCGCCACCGCCACCGCCGCCGCCGCCGCCGCCACCGCCACCCGCCACCUGGGCGUCGUCCCUGGCGAGCAGCAGCAGGAUCGCGAGCGCUCGGCCGCGGCGAUCCACCUGGUGGCCACCGCAACCCCCUACCACCAGGUCACCAUCGCCGCGGACACCAACAACAAUCACGAUCAUCACCGGAAUCUCGAGCACCACGGCCCGGCGCAACGCCACGAUCAUUGGAACAAGUGGCAACUGCAUUCGCCGAACGGCGACAGCGACAACAGCAACGGUAGCCAGCGUGCGGUGGCUGUUACUCGCAGCGAGGUAGAGCAACAGCAACAGCAACAGCAGCAACAACAGCAGCAGCAACAGCAGCAGCAACAGCCGCAUCGCCAACGGCAGCAACGUCAGGCGACAGCUACCGUUCCGGUUCUCGCCUGCACCAAUCAAUCGUCCAUCACCACGACCACGACCGCCUUCACGGUGGCAUCAAGCAUGCUUCUCUUGCAGACGCAGAGUCCGUUCGGAUGUAGCAGUUUUGCGGAUCUGCUGAGCGCUCCUUACACAGAUCCUGCGGAUGCCGGGAGCCUGUCCGAGGAACUGGAUCCUUUCCCGGAACUGCAGCUCGGUAAUCCGCAAGGCGUGCCUACGGUCGACGAAUCUGCUCAGUCUCAGCAAAGUGUGCAUCACCAGCAACCGCCGCAGCCACCACCACCACCACCACCCCUUCCGGAGGACGUUCAAGCUGACUCCCUUAGUCCUACACCCCUGCCGAGCUUCCAGGAGACCUACACGGUGCAGCGAUACACCAGACAGGAACUCCAGGGCCUCGGCAUCAAGAUGGACGAGGAAUGCUACGACAACCCGGUGUACUCGUGCGCCACUCACUACCCGACCGACUUCACGGCCGCGGUGUCCUACCACGAGCACCACGGCCAACAGCAACCGCAGCAGCAACACCACCACCACCACUCGCAGCAGCACCAUCAGCAACAGCAGCAGGCCCCGCACCACCACCAGAGCUACUUCUCCGCAGAAACGGCGCCGGCUGCGGCUACGGCGGUCGCUCCGCCCUCGAAUCACCGACAGGAGUCAUCCUAUGGGGUCGCUGUGACCAUGCCAAUGGUUUACGGAGCGCCCACGGCCAUUGCGAACGUCGCCGCUCCCGUGGCCGCUCCCACCGAUCUCUGUCCCAACGUCGACACCGUCGUAGUCGGCACCGCUCGAUCGCGAAGGGCGUCAUUGCCCACUCAAAGGUCAGAGUCGGCAAGUAGUGGGAGCACAGAGUCCCCGAAGCCACGCGGCAGCGGCAGCGGCGGCACCGCGAGUUCCGUUAGUUCGCCGUCGCCCGGAAGCGGCACCAGUGGUGGCGAACGCGCGCCCCCGAGUCCGAGCCAGCUCUGUGCCGUCUGCGGCGACACCGCGGCCUGCCAGCACUACGGCGUGCGCACGUGCGAGGGCUGCAAGGGCUUCUUCAAGAGGACCGUGCAGAAGGGCUCCAAGUAUGUGUGCUUAGCCGAGAAGGCUUGCCCGGUGGACAAGCGCCGGCGAAACCGUUGCCAGUUCUGCCGGUUCCAGAAGUGCCUGGUGGUCGGCAUGGUCAAGGAGGUCGUUAGGACAGAUUCUCUGAAGGGCCGGCGAGGUAGGCUGCCCUCGAAGCCCAAAUCCCCGCAAGAAUCCCCGCCGAGUCCGCCGGUUUCCUUGAUCACCGCUCUGGUGCGCGCACAUCUCGACACAACUCCCGACAAGGCGAGCCUCGACUACUCGCAGUAUCGGCAACCGAGACCAGGUGAUCCCCCGAUCACCGAGGCUGAGAAGAUCCAGCAGUUCUACAAUUUGUUGACGACUUCGAUCGACGUCAUCCGGAACUUUGCCGACAAAAUCCCCGGUUUCACGGAUCUAGUGCGGGAAGAUCAGGAACUGCUGUUCCAGUCGGCCAGUCUGGAGCUGUUCGUGCUGAGGCUGGCGUACCGCACGAAUCCGGACGACACGAAGCUGGUGUUCUGCAACGGCGUCGUCCUCGCGCUCGAGCAAUGUCAGCGCAGUUUCGGCGACUGGCUGCACAGCAUCCUCGACUUCUGCAAGGCCCUUCACUUCUUGGAGGUCGACAUCAGCGCCUUCGCCUGCCUGUGCGCCCUCACCCUCGUCACCGAGAGGUACGGGCUGAAGGAGCCGCAGCGCAUGGAGCAGCUGCAGAUGAAGAUCAUCUCGUCCCUGCGCGACCACGUGACUUACAACGCCGAAGCGCAGAGAAAGUCGCAGUACCUGUCCUACCUAUUGGGGAAGCUACCGGAGCUGAGGAGUCUCUCGGUCCAGGGCCUCCAGCGGAUCUUCUACCUGAAGCUGGAGGACCUGGUGCCGGCGCCGCCUCUGAUCGAGACGAUGUUCGUCGGUAGCUUGCCCUUCUAAUCGCCCUCCGAGCCGAGGCCUCCUACGGCUUGCCAGCACAUAGAACAAUUACUUAUCUUCAAGACCCGCGCGGUUGCGUUAUCUUUCUCCUGAUUGCAUCCUUUUUUUAGUUCGUACACACGUAGCUUUACUCUCCUCUUACAUGUAAGACACCUCCUGCGGACGCGUGGAGUUACGCUCGGACCUCGACGACGCCCCGGCGACAGCUUUCACUCCGCUUCCGAGAAGCACCUUGAGGGUCUUAUUGAAUAGGACGAGAAAAAAAGAGAGAGAGAAAGAGAGAGAGAGAGAGAGAGAGGAGAGAGGAAAGAAUGAAUCAUGGAACUGGUCGAAUGGGCGCGGACGGAGGUCAUCGGCGCAAAUUCCACGUGAACGCUAAUUUUAAGGGAAAGUUUAUUGUACGUACGUAUGAGUGAGAAGGGGUGAACGAGCAAUUGGGCGAGCGAGCGAAUGCGUGUACAUGCGAAUGAGCGUGUGCGUGUGGUUAGGAUAUAUUAUGCGCGAAUGCGGGUGCAGAAGAACGCCUGAACGCAGGUCUCUGCACCCGCGCGACGUGGUGGAUGUCACACGUCGCCCGCUGUUGCUACUAGUAGUAAGUGCACCAUCGCUACUACUAUCAUCGCUGCUACUGCUGCUGCUGUCGCCGUCGCCGGCGCUGCUGCUACCAUCGUCCCAUCAAGGACCGUCGCUGGUUACCGCGAGUGAUGCGACGCGCGGUAGCGGCUCCGGCGGCGGACUCGCGCGGUGCAGCGCGGUCGCGGUGAUAUCGCGAGCGGAAGCGGGCGCGGGCGGAAAACGGGAGGUACGAGCGAGCGAGCCAGCCGUGGACGGCGUAUCGUGGCGUUUCGCUCUAUUUUUUCUUCUAGCUGUAGAUUUCGUGCGGACUCGGGUGGACAGGAAGGAGGGGCUCCUCUCGUGGGCCCACCGCGCGAGGAACGCGGAUUUUUCUCACUUUUCUACCUAGUUUGUACGAGGCUCUCCGCGUGUGGGCGCACACGCGCUCGCACGCACGCACGCACGCACGCACGCACGCAUGCAUGCAUACGCUCGCACGCACUCACGUACGCACGUAAACGCGCUCGCUCACUCGCUCGCUUGCUCGGCCGACGCGCGUGACCCGCCACUUCUCAAUCACGUGUAUUACCUUCGGCAAUACCUUGCCCAUCGCGAGGAAACGCAUUGGCGAUCCGCAACAUAUCAGAGCAACGGCUGGGAGGGUGCGACCGACGACUCUUGUUCGUCUCAUCGGCUCUCCCGUCUUGACAGUAGACACGUAGGAUGUGACUAUAUUCGGUCGCGCUCACACGACAACGUCGGACGACGAUGCCGAGUGCGGAGACGCAUGCCGAGGGAUGUACGUCGUCGGUGGCGCUUAGUCUCGUCUGAGGCUCGCGCCUGUCUGAAACCCGCGCGUUUACGCGUCCCUCGCCGCGAUAUUCAUUCUCUGCUUAUUCUUCUCGUUCAGAUCGUGAUUACGUCACUCGCGUGUCCUUUGGAUCUUCAAGUCGAGCCGACAUUCGCGAGGGCGACGAAACAUAUUCGCGCCGAUGGGGACUGGAAUACGAACGGGAGAGCCGCGAGUUAACGCGCUCUUCGAAGGCGCUGUAGUAUACGCGGCUCGUGCAGUAUGCAUCCUUAGGGCGUCUCCAUUUGCUGAUGAAAAAUAAGUUGGGAGAGGCGCCUUUACUUUCUUAUGAGCUAAAAAUGAGACUGUAGAGAAGUCGGAAGAGCUGCUCUACUAGAUGUAUAUUUUAAUCGUAGUAUUUUUAUAGACACUUUUUACACAUCUUACACACACACUCACACUCUCUCUCUCUCUCUCUCUCUCUCUCUCUCUCUCUCUCUCUCUCAUCGAUCGUUGACCGGUUUAUCGAGAAAUUAGUAAUUUUACUUUCGAGCCCGCAAUUCGCACACGUAACUCCUUCCCCUUUGGCAUUAUCGUGCCCGCGAAACUCACUCGGCAUCAUCGUCAACGUCGCUGGAGCGUCGCGCCCGAGGCGCGAUGGUCGAUGUCGAGAUCGACUCUUUACCACUACUCUUGCGUUUAAUGUGAUUUUAGAGAGCUAAGGCGAACAACACGGGUCCGCCUCGUCCGAGGGCCGGGAAGAAAGAGAGAGCGUCUUGCGCGACGGCGAGGCGGGUCCGGCUUAAAGUUACCUAUUACGUUAUGACAUUUACUUUUAAUCAAACUAACGUAGAGUGUCCUAUUUAUAUACGUAUAUAACGCGCCGCUACUACUACUUAACUAUUACAACUACUACUUUACUAUAUCGUUACUUAUUACUACUCAUUGAUAGCGUUACUACUCUAUGACGUUACUACCACUACUACCACUGUUACCAGCGCUACCUUUACUACCACCUUGUGUUACCAUUGUCUCGCUACAGUAAGCUUCGUCGUCGCUGUCGUCGUCGUCGUCGUCGUCGCCGUCGCCGUCGCCGUCGUCGCCGUCGCCGUCGUCGCCGUCGUCGUAGCCACCGUCGUCGUCGUCAUUGUUGUCAUCGUUAAAACGCCCUUCAUUGUACCCUCAGUGCCCUUCGAGCGACGCCUUCGACAGACGACAGAGGAUGCUGGUCGGAUCUCUUCAAGCGAGCGUCUUCGCCGGUGAAAUCACCGCAGUCGACACGCAUCUCUGUUUUCAGUGUAUAUCUCGAUAUUUUAUCCACGUUCAAAUACCGUAAAAGUAUCGUAAGGUAAGAUCGCAUCGCCGACGAUAGCUUUGCAUCACAGUGAAAAGAGACCCUGCGAUUAAUUACUUAAGUUUCGGAUUUCAAUGUGGCAGCUCUGAAACAUCCUUUCUCUCGCUCAGUCUCUUUUAGCUUGAUCCUUUAAGUUCUCGGGCAAGAACGUUUCUCUGUUUCUCUUUCUCUCUCAGCUUACCGCGACGUACGAGUACAGUUUCAUUGUUUGGCCCGACUAAUUACGCUGCAAAAUCAUUCCUGGUAACGAUCCGGAAUCGACAUACUAAAGUUCAAGUUUAUUUCAUUAAAAUCCAAUGUACAAAACGCACUGUACCGAGAGGAGCAAUGCGAUUUAGAAAGAUAAUCUUUCGCGUUAACGUUCAUAUAGUUACUUCCUCUUGUUUAUCUUCCCAGACUUCGUUGAAGUCAUUCGCGUCGAGAGGAGAACAAUGAAAUCUCUUUCUGUGUUCGGUGCAAAGUUACCUCUACCAGUGCAAUCUUACAAUAACCACCGCCGCUAUCGCAACGCGAUCCGUAACUCGACAGAUCAGGCAUUGUCCUCACGCCGUGAUCCACAUAUAGGCACACAAAUACGUACACACACACACACACAGAUAAACAAAUACGCAACAAACAAACAAACAAACAAACACACAGAAAUCACAUUAAUUACCUAUACGUGCACAAUAGUUACGAUAAUUACGUGUGUAUAUGUUAAUCUAAAGCCGUGGUACAUCCGCAAACGUACGACGCCCCCUCGCGCAUUCAACGGAAUCGACACUCGGAUCGAUUCCGUCCUUCGUCAGCGGUUCUCCGUUUCAUGGUGAUUCGUUGAAUUAACGUUUCUCUUGUGUAUUUCGUUUAAGCGAUGUUACGUAGCGAAGUUACAUGGAGGGAGGUUCGCGGCCGCGCGCUCAGUCUCGUCGCUGGAAGCGGAAGUCGUUCCUGUUUCAGGACUCUGAGCGCGACCGCCCCGAUUCCUUCGAGAGCCAUCGCGCGACACUUUGAGAAUUAUUCUAGUUAUUGACGUAGAAAAAAGAAAAUUAAUGCUUUGCGGCCUGGAAAAUUUAGAUAUCGCUCCCCGCGCCAAGAUAAGUCCACAGCUGAACGUAAUUAAUUUGACGAAUCGAGGAAAGUUCCCUUUUACGCAAAUCCGGAGGAACAAAGUACGUUCGACCGUAUGCGCGAUGACGCUUGAUUGUAAACCUUGAGUGUAAACACGUGAAGCAACAUUGGCCGCGAAGGAUUAACCAGUAAUUGUGCUAUUACUACGUGUUAAUAAUUAUUACAAAUAAUUGUUACAAAGAAGCGGCGUUCCGGACCUCGCCAUGGCCACCGCGCCGACACCUUCGCAACGGAACGAGAUUUUUCUUGCCUCAAUAUCCGCUCGUUCUUAUAAUCCAAGAAAGUCACAGAAUAUUAUAGAUUCGCGGCACAUAUAUGAUAUAUAUAUAUAUAUAUAUAUAUAUAUAUGAUUUGUCAAUAUAUGUUAUGAGAGGAAGACGCUAUUCCGAAGACAGUUUUUAACGCUUCGCAGAGCAGCAUUACGAAAAAAACAUCUUCCGACGCGUGACAUAUCCAGCGUGACGCAGCUUAUCACACAUGGCGAGCGCAACGGACGGUCGCUGUUAUAGUGGCCGAUAUCAGCGCGAUAUCUUUUGCAACAUUGUGCGCAUUAACGUCGCGCGCGUGUAAGCACACGCGAUAACGGCUUAAUUUUAAUCCCAAUCUACUUAAUGUUGCAAUUACGAGGGGGCGCGACAAAAUCCCGUUUCUCACGAGCGAAACUCACCGAUAUCGCCGUGAAAAAAAUCUCAAACGCACGACGGACGACGCGUUAGAUUCCUCUCUCCUCCCCCCUCUCACCGCCCCACCGUGAAAAGCGAGAGCGAAGGAAAAGGAAAACCCGGCGCGUCUCUGAGAACGUUUCUCACCGUGUAUGCCGGUUACUACUCACUAAACGCGCCAACGUUUGCGGAUGGAUACGCGUGCAAGUGUUCAAAAAGACAAAAUGCCCGGUAAGAAUGCAAGGUAAACAGGAUCCGAGGGUGCAGAGGCUGGGCGACCCUUGCGAUCGAAAUUAGGAUAACACGGGCAAAAGCGUCGGCUCCGUUUCUCUGUUCGAGGAUCGUGCGCGAGAGAUAUAAACAUUCGGAAGCGUUUGUUUGUGUGUUCUCGCCGGGGGAAAGCCGUUUCGCGCCGCGAAGCCGAUAGCAAUAAGGGUAGGGAAGUUCUUAUUAAAAAAAUGACAAAUCGGUACCCGUGCCUCGCCAGGAUAUUUUGUAAGGACAGAAAGACGGAGGCACACAGUUUUUACGAAUUCGUCGAGGGUGUUUAAAGGUAUAUACGAAAAGGCAAAGACUAGAGUCGUUUGACGUACCGACGUCAAAGUCCGCUGGUGAAUCUGUAGGAUUUCUAAAAAAGCCUUUAGGAUUUCUAAAAAUGAAUACCUCUUAAGAAUACGCGAAGUCUCUCAGCAUAAUUUUACGAGAGAUCGUUACAAAUAUUUCUCUAGGCAUAUAGAGGGAAGACUCGUUAAGGCUCGAGCCUGAGAUAUUCGCGAAAUCGCAGUUUCUCGGUAAAUAUAAAUAUUUUUCUCCGUCCUCCACGCGCGCGAAGACAAGUAUAAUCAAUAAUGGACCAGUUGAGCGAGUUGAGAGAGGAAUCUGAUUAAGAUGACAAUGAGAGGUGAAAUUGAGAUGAAAAUACUAAUUUUGAUAAUUGCGAUAAAGAUAAUAAUUUUGUAUCGACUGUAGAACGAGAGAUCUCGAAGAGCGCGCAUUGGUACCGAUCUGUCGCGAUAUAUAUAUAUAUAUAUAUAUAUAUAUAUAAAAACAAACGAGACGUAUAAAUCGUUUUUCAUAUUUGUAAGAAAUGCUCCGACGCGAUCGGAAUUCUCGAGGACGAGCGCGCUUCGCUCGAGAUAUAUUCGCCUUACCUUCUUCUCAUAUCAAGUUUCAUCUUUUGACGGGAUCCUCGAACACAGGGGAUCGACUAUUUCGUCCGUGCGAAUAAAGUGUUGAGUCCAGUGGAGAUUUCGGGAGAGGAGUUAUCAUCGGUCAGAUGAGGAUCGAGAUCGAGAAUUCGAGAUUUCGCAGAGGGCUCAACUAGAGAACGAGGAAACCCCAAGUUUUCCACCCUCCAUCAGGCGGAGGGUGGAACGGAUUCGAGGCGACGUGUGUUUUUGUUCCUACGCAUACAUAUAUAUAACUAUGUAUAAAUAUAUAUAUAUAUAUAUUUUUUUUUUUUUCUCUCAACGAGAGUCCGCGCGAAAAUGAGCGCGAGACUGAUGUGUCUUCCGCUCCUGAUCGCGAAAAAAUCGUCCCUGGACCCAGCGCUGCGGUGAAUUAUUUUUUACGAGAAAUUGUCAUAGCGAGAAGGGAGAACAGGCGAGAAAGAGAAAGAGGAGGAUAUACGCGAGGAGCAGGAGGAAGGGCAGGAUCGUUCGGGCAUGAUUAUAGCGGAAGUGGUGUCGCUGUCUCGCGACAAAACGAACGAGAUUGUCCUGACAUUGUUGUUUAACCGAUUAUCUGUCAUUGCUGUAACGAAAUAACAGUCAAUUCCGUUAGGUGUAAAUUCCCCUUUCCCCGUUUCAUCGAUGUAUACAAUAAAUGUUCGAUCAACAGAUUUAUUUAAUUCUCUCCGAAGUUUUGUUAAUAAAUUAUUUCUCGAUCGACACACACAGACACACACAUUGCAACUUGAGUUCAUUCGAGGGCAAUUUAUCGCCGGCUAGCGAAGCGGCGUGCGUUCGUGUGCACAUAGAGUGUCCCGUGUCCGUGAAAAUUAUAUGGAAACUGUCGAUUCUUCGUCAAAGAGGUAAUCACGAAAAGAAGAAGAAAGAAAGAAAAAGAAAACCAUUCACAUAAGUCACACGAUGCGCUGUAUUCAUUUCCGAAGUCUUUUCAAUUUUCCGGUCAAUAGUUCGCGAUUGAUGAUUUCCGACUCUGACGGAGUUCCUCUCGCACGCACACAUACACAGAGAUUAUUAAUUAUUAAAUCUUCUUCCUCUUUCAAGUACAGCUGUUUGUCUCGGUGUUAUUUCUAACAGCACAAAUGCUCGACACACGUUAACAUUUACAUGUCAGAUAAAUAUAGUUUGCUUUCAUCUUUAGCGUCGAAGGAAAGCGUUUCCCGUCGGAAUCAGAAUUGCCUUCCAGAGUUACCUUCGUUCUCGAGAACGAAAUAGUUGAGACGCAUGAACAAGUAAAACAUUCGGUUCGUAUUUUUUUCUCUUUCUGUAAAUUUCAGCCGCGAGCAUAAUCUUCGGAACCCGAUACGCGGUGUGCAAUAUAAAUUAGUUAAUUGGUUCGCAAUAAAUAUCGCAUUUCGAUAAAUCCGACAGAUUUAUUUGCACGCGCGUUUCGAGAUAUUAGAUCCUCUUCGCGAUUACGAAAGGCUUUAUUUCCCAAUUAAUUUUCAACGAACCACUCUGUCGUACGAACGUUCGCACGCUCGGCCAAAAGCUCGCGU
This is a messenger RNA of Harpegnathos saltator (Jerdon's jumping ant), 10694 nucleotides long. RefSeq names its product Hormone receptor-like in 38 (gene Hr38). Bases 961 to 3540 code for a protein of 859 amino acids. Gene Ontology annotation, molecular function: RNA polymerase II cis-regulatory region sequence-specific DNA binding; zinc ion binding; nuclear receptor activity. Gene Ontology annotation, cellular component: transcription regulator complex; nucleus. NCBI's taxonomy places the organism in Eukaryota, Metazoa, Arthropoda, Insecta, Hymenoptera, Formicidae. Gene Ontology annotation, biological process: cellular response to corticotropin-releasing hormone stimulus; regulation of transcription by RNA polymerase II. The record is from RefSeq and is a predicted model, not a curated record. The transcript is spliced from 8 exons.